CGUACCUCUCUAUGUUACCGCGCAGUUUUUGCUUUUAGGUUAGAUACGGCUCUGCUUUGGGGUUAGAAACGGUUUGUGAUUUCAAAUUUGAUCGAGAACAUCUUGAAUUGGGCCAACAACGAUUUUCAAUCGUCGAAUAUGUGUCUUUGAAUCGUGUCUUUAGCUGAAAUUUCUUUUUUUUUUGUACUUUAUGACGCGUGACGUACACGUGUCAAUAGCGUGAUUUUAUUCAUAACCUAAUGACGUCUAUAAAAACAUUGCCUCUGUCAGAGGGGACGAAAUUGAUUAUCCUUGAUGAAGAGGCGACUGCAAUGCACGCGAGAAAAUUGAUCGCAGGAUGGAUACAGACACUAAAAGAAAGAGAUCCCAGUCGUGUGUUCAGUCUGUUAUUGUUCUCUGAUUCAAAGUCUUCGUACCAAAACGAGCCCAAACCUUUUGCUUCGAGUAACGUAAAUAUCUUUGAUUACUACACGAUCGACGUUGAUAAUAAAUUUGACACAACCGUUGUAAGCGAGAAGGAUCUUCUCAAUCUAAAACAUGUCCUACAAACGAUAAACGCAAAACACACAGUGAUCAUUGAUUGCUUAACGUCCUUGAAUUCGCUUGUAGGCUUGUCAAAGACAAUGUGGUUCUUAGAGAGGUUGAGCAAACAGGUGCUACAAGUGAUUUGCAUUUACAAACGAGACUUUGUACAUAAUAAAAUACCAGGCAUCGAAACAUUGGGAAGUACAUAUGUAAAGAUACAGAAGUCACUUGGUACGACAACAAGCAAGGAAUUUAACUACACAGUGGAGUUUUCGCAUCGCAAAGUGGGUGGAGGAAUCUUGAAACAACAGGAAAUUAUAAGUCAGAAUAACGUAUCCUGUGAGAUCGAGUCGAGGAAGCUCGAACAGAGUAAAAAGUUGGAUCCUGUAUGCGAAGACCCCAUGUCAAAGAUCGAGUCUUCGUUCAGAAUAGAAAUAAGUGAGAAUGAAAUGAAACAGAGACAAGAAUUGGCAUUACCGUAUAUGAUUAAUACAAACGCAGUGAACACAUCUAAAAUCCACUAUCAUCCAGAGGAUAUAGAUGAUUUCGAUGAAGAAGAUCCGGACGAUGAUUUAAACAAAAUACAGAUGUUCUACUGUAUAAAACCAAUACUGCGCACAAUACUAAUAUUUAAAACAUUUAAAAAUAAAAUAUUUAAAAAUAAAACAUUAAAUAUUAGGCUUUGGCAUUUGAUUCAGUUAGUCAUACCAUUAUUGUUUCAUUUUGUUUUUUUGUUUGCACCAUAAAGUUAUGUUAGUCAUAACCACAGAUGACAAAUAAAACACAGCCAAAUAUAUGACAAAGAAUAUAACAUUACAAUUCUAUAGAAUAGAUUUUAAAUAAUAUUUUCAUAAUAGCAUAACAAAAAAUAUCUUACGUAUCAACCAAAAAAGAUAUUAAAAAAAUUGUCUUGAAUAAAAUUAUUUUGAUAUUUAUAAUAUGUAUAGAUAAUUAUAAUAUAUCUAUAUAGAUAAUUAUAAUAUAUUAAAUAAAUAGGAUAAUGUAUCUAUAUAGAUAAUUAUAAUAUAUUAAAUAAAUAGGAUAAUAUAUCUAUACAGAUAAUUAUAAUAUAUUAAAUAAAUAGGAUUGUCAGAUCACAAAAUUCUAAAACGUUAAUAUUUGACAACACAGUUGACAAAAAUUGCAAAAAUAAUCCUUUU
Heterotrigona itama is the source of this 1685-nucleotide messenger RNA. The record is from the annotation of a GenBank genome assembly. NCBI's taxonomy places the organism in Eukaryota, Metazoa, Arthropoda, Insecta, Hymenoptera, Apidae.